CAAGGAAGAUUGUGCUAAAUCUUGAAGAAUCGCGAGGGAAAGACCAAGACGGAUCUAUCACUUACGCAAUUCCAAUGAGUCACACGCAGAAACAUCCGCCCAAUCGGUCGAACUCAAAUCAAUCACCAAGUUUGUGUUUCCUAAAAUAAGAGAGUUGGUUCUUCGAGUGCUACCUAAAUUGAAGGGUUUCUACUCUAAGGUGCAUACUACGGAAUGGCCAUCCUUGGAAAAAUUGCUGGUGAGUGAUUGCAGCAAGGUAGAGAAUUUGGCUAGGGAGUAUAUCAACUUCGGAGAAACACAAGGAAAGAGCCAACCUCUGAUCUCUGUUCAACAACCCCUGUUUUGGGUCACUGAGGAAGUAUUCCCCAAUUUAGAAGAAUUGCACGUGAUUCGGAACAACAAUAUGAAGGAGAUAUGGCAUGGAGCACUUCCAAACCUAUAUUUUCCCCAACUCAAAAGAAUGUGUGUUAUAUAUUGCCAAAUGUUAAAAGAAAUCACAGCUUCAGCAACUGAUGAAGUCAUGAAUGGCAUCGUUUUCUCCCAACUCAAGUCUUUAAAACUUGUUAGUCUUCCGAUCCUAUCAAGUUUCUGCUCAGGGAAGUAUACCUUAGUAUUUCCUUCCUUGGAAGAAGUAAUCAUCAGAUGGUGUCCGAAGAUGGAAUUUUUCACAAAGGGGAAGUUAAGCACACCGAUGCUGCAUGGACUACAAUCAACUAAAGGCAAAUAUGUAGGACACUGGGAAGGCGACCUUAAUGCUGUCAUUCAACAGUUGUUUGUAGAAAAGGUUUUCCUUGGCUUGGAGGAUUUGGAGCUAUCUUCAAUCAGCAUUCAGCGAGCAUGGAAACACAAGCUUCUGGCCACACAUUCUUAUGCCCAAAAUUUAAUAUGCUUGACUAUUAGGGGCUGUCAUAAUUUGAACUGCCUAUUCUCGUCCUCUAUGGUUAAAAGUUUUGUGCAUCUCAAGAAACUAACCGUCGAAAACUGUGAGAAUCUGGAAAAUGUGAUAUUUUUGGAAGGAUUAGCCAAAGAGGAAAUUAUGAACCAGAAGUUUCGUGUACUAGAAUUCCUAUUGCUCAAAGACCUUCCUAAACUGACUAGAUUAUGCCAUGGAAAUUACUUUGAAUUCCCUUUGUUGACAAGUCUUAAUAUAGAAAGUUGUCCUACACUAAGAACAUUCGUCUCCAGUGCAAAAGGAAUCAAUUCGGAGAUUCCCUCUCCGACUCUCUUCGAUCAAAAGGUGGCAUUCCCUUGCUUAGAUGAACUGACCAUCAUAGGUGUGGGAAACUGGAGAAAGAUAUGGCAGAAGCAGCCAACUAAUUGCCUGAGGAUUCAUUUUGCAAAUUACUAAUCUUCUG
Messenger RNA from Hibiscus syriacus, 1355 nucleotides. RefSeq lists its product as uncharacterized. The transcript is spliced from 4 exons. The coding region runs from base 404 to 1348 and encodes 314 amino acids. The record is from RefSeq and is a predicted model, not a curated record. NCBI's taxonomy places the organism in Eukaryota, Viridiplantae, Streptophyta, Magnoliopsida, Malvales, Malvaceae.